CCAACACUUGCACAAGUCCGAUUAAACCCAAAGCGCGAAGUGAGCACAGAGGAAGUGCAUCGAAAAUUGAUAGUUAAUAAAUUUUGCAAUCUUCUUAUGCUGUGCACUCAGUUGACCGCCGCCGUCGCCGGACACGCUACUUGUUUGUUCGAUUCGUGGGUCGAAGUUUCGUUCUGUUUGCGUUCGUAAUCGAGCGCCAAUAAAUCGAAGAGGAAUAUCAAUUCAGUGAUUGGUCAAGUUAAUUUUUAAAAAAAGGACAGAAUGAGGAGACUACUAGCAGUGUUUAUUUUGUGUCAAAGCUUACUAGGACCACCGGUCCAGGCGCAGAUCGAUGGCAGUUUUUGGUGGAUGAAUACCGAUCUGGUCCAGAAGGCGGAACAGUAUCGUCAGGAAAAGGAUGUGAAAGCAAACGUAGUGAAUAAUGAAACCGAAAUCGACUCCAUCCGUCUGGCGGGGAACACCUACACUGACGACUCGGACGACUCUCCCGACUGUAUCUGCGUACCGAGCCAUCUCUGCCGAACCACACUGACCGGAGAGCAAGGAAGAGACGGCUUAUGCGGAUCGGGCCAAACUUGUUGCCGAAAGCAUCAAAUCAUCUCGCAGCAUCACCCUCACGCUUCUACUAAUCGGCCUCCCAUACCCCAGAAGCCUUUGAUUCCAAGUUCUUUGCAUGCUCCCGAUACACCUGGAUCAUCUGACCAAAGUUUCAAUCAACCCGGCACUCCAAACCUUUCCUUUCUUUUGGAAAUAUCCUCCCUGCUGCAAGAAUUCAACAGUCAUGAUAAUUCCUUCGAACCUGAUGCUGAAUUAAUCUUUCACGUCACACCACGUUCCCCAACCACUGUCUUACCGACAACAACCCCGCCAACAACUGCCUUUAAGCCAAUCGUAUUCAGUGAUUCAACACCUAGACCUACGCCAACUACCGCCAGAACAACUCGUUCAACAACGACCGCCACUACCACCACCACACGCAGACCACUGCUGCCACCCAAACCCAAAAAGUGUGGACAACGCCGUGCGACCAUUACUAGUCGCGUACACUUUCUAGACGAAGACGAGAGCAUCGAGGAACAGCUCAGUGGCUCAGUCAACUUUGGCGAAUUCCCCUGGACUGUCUACCUGGAGGAGCGUAUCAACAACGGUAGCUUCCUGUACAAGUGCGGGGGUGCACUGGUCACUUCAAAUGCAAUCGUAACCGCUGGACAUUGCAUCGCCAACGCACGUGACCAUCCAGAGAACUUCCAAGUCAUCGCGGGUGACUGGGAUCGUCGUCACAAUCGCGAACGGUUGCCAAGCCAGAGGCGUACGGUCAAUCGUAUUAUUCUUCAUCCCGACUAUUACUCGGGAUCUCUGUACAACGAUAUAGCGGUGUUGAUACUCAACACCCCACUAAACGAUUCCCUUCCAAACGUGGGAAACGUUUGCCUACCAUCGCCUGGAAGUGACUUUAGCGAUAGCAACUGUAUUCUAUCCAGUUGGGGAGCUUCACCGAGUAAGCCCACCGAAGAGGCAACGAUUCAGCGAUUCGUCACCAUGCCCAUCGUACCGGGGGCAGAUUGUGAGGAGCGUUUGCGAACGAACUCAUCUCUUGGCAGGAGAUUCCGAAUGCACGAUAGCUUUCUUUGUGCAGGUGGAAUUUUCGGUGUGGACUCCUGCAAGGGUUCCGGCGGAAGCCCAUUGGUUUGUCAGCGGAAUGGCGCUUACAUGUUGGCUGGGAUUAUGUCCUGGGGUGUGAGCUGUGGGAAAGGUGAUCCAGCGGUGUUUACGAAUGUGGUCUACCAUUCAAGCUGGGUGGAUAGGGUGAUAGACAGUUUGGAUGACAAUGUGGUUUAUUUUGUGUAGGAAGUGUUGGAGCAUGUGUUCGAACAUAAGUAUUAAAUUUAAGUACAUGUAUCUUUAUUUGCUAGAUUAUUUGACUGUUUUUAUGUUGGUAAUGUUAAUAAAAUCGGGAAGCAAAUGUGUCUGAUGUAAA
This is a messenger RNA of Ochlerotatus camptorhynchus, 1978 nucleotides long. Its product is annotated as inactive CLIP domain-containing serine protease A28-like. The transcript is spliced from 4 exons. Gene Ontology annotation, molecular function: serine-type endopeptidase activity. Gene Ontology annotation, biological process: proteolysis. The record is from RefSeq and is a predicted model, not a curated record. Bases 262 to 1848 code for a protein of 528 amino acids. NCBI's taxonomy places the organism in Eukaryota, Metazoa, Arthropoda, Insecta, Diptera, Culicidae.